AUGCAAGAAGCCUACGUCUUACAUGAUCAAUAUAGGAAUCAAUCCAUGUAAAACUACAUCAGUGGGGGCUCUCGUCCUCUGUAUUUCAAAAGGCCUUUGGUCCCAACGAUGACUGACACUCCUUUAAAAUUGAGCCAACCCCCAGUUUAAUAAGUGAAAGAAUAACCUCUUCCAGCAAAAAUUACUAUAGAGAGAGUCAAAGAUGUUGAAAUCUAAACUGAUUAUAGAGAAGCAGAAGCCUAAACGGACCCAUAUACGCCAGCACAUGAUUAAAAUGAAGACUAAAAUAUAGAAAUUCUAGCAUUAUAGCAUCUGAAAUGGGACAAGGGUUUGCCUGCUUCUAUUGAGGAAUUAGAGUCUAUAGAGUGGAAUCGAGAAAAGGUUUGGUUUGAGAAUGCAUUGCCUCCUAUAUCCGAUGAAGCAUCCUUUAAAUUGAGAAGAGCGCUGAUGAAAUCAUAAGAAGAAAGGGAGUGGAAGAAGAAGGAAACAGAUAUCAAGAUAAAUCAGAACGAGAGGUUGUAUUUAUUGUAAGAAGCUUUGAAAGAAAGAGAAAAAGAUGUGGAAGAGAAGAAUGCUUAAAGAAUUGAAAGCAUCAAAAUAAAGAAAACAGAGUUGAAGAACAGGAUGGUGGCUAAGAUCUAAAAGAGAAAGAUAAAAAUACUUAGAAAGAUGUAAAAAAGCAGAAAAGAAAUUGAUAAUGAGGAUAAGGGCAGAGAAAUCAUAGAAGAUUAUGCUAAUUUCGCAUCUAAAGUGUAUGCUGGUAUCACAAGGGAAGGAUUGAGUCUUGAUAAAAUAGCUAGCAAGUAUGAAGUGUAACCAGUUGCAUUAAAUACUUAUAAAGGUUUGACUGAAUUAUCAACUACAAUAAAACCUUCUAUUUUAGAAACUACAGUAAAUGUGGCUCAAUUUAUUAAAACUAUUGAAAAGGAUUACACAAGAUUGGAAAUUCAACAUAAGGUGGAAGUCAACAAAGCUAGAAAUCAAAUCUUUGGUUCAAAUAAACAAGAUCAAUCUAAUGAGAUCUAAGCCGAUCACAUUGGAAAUAAAAAUAUCAUUAUCAGACCUGCAACUCCAACAUAUAAUUAAGAAUUUGAAAAUGCUGAUGUUAAGAGAUAAGAGAUGAAGUUUGAAAAUUAUGAAUAAUUCAAAGUAGAUGCUGUUAGGAGAUAAUCAGAAGAUAAAAAGAAUUCAGCUAUUAUCCUCCUUCAAAGAUUAUUUAGAGGUAGGGCUAUGUAGAAUAUAAUGUAUGAAGGAAAAGAAAAGAGAACUGCCUUGAUUGAGGAGUUGUUAACUGUUGCUAAAAUACCAGAUCUACCAGAGGCUGAAUAAGAGGAAAUCUUGAUGCAAUAACAUGAAGAAAAAGUGAAGAAUGCUGCUUUGGAAGCUAUUCAAGGAGAAGUGAUUGCAGAGACUUUCGAUAUGUUAAGCAAAGAAUUGCUCAGAAUUAAAUAAGAGAAGAGAAUUGCUUAAAUGGUGAAAUCAGCUGAAGAAGAUAGAAGAUUAAGAGAAAUUCAGGAGGCUGGUACAAGAUAAGCAGAAUAAAUCUUAAGAGAUAGAGAAGAUGUCUAAUACAAUCAAAUUAUGAGAGUUCAUUAAGGAACUGUUGAUACAUAUUUACAUUGGAUAUUUAAGAAUACUAUAGAAUAAGCUGCUACAAGACAAGCAACCAUUAUGACUAAUCUAAGAAAACAAAAGAUGAAUACUCCUGUCGAAUAUUUUGAAAGGAAAUACAAUAGUGAUGAAACUAUUAUCAAAGACUUAGUUUAGCAAUUUUUAAUCCCAAAUGUACAAAGAUCGAAGUUAUAAAAACAAAUAUAAAUUGAAGAACGAAGAUUUAAUGAAGCAGCUAAAAAAUCAAUUCAGGCAACUUUAUCACAGGCAGCCUAAUAGAUUAAUCAAAAAUGA
Messenger RNA from Paramecium tetraurelia, 1905 nucleotides. RefSeq lists its product as uncharacterized. Lineage: Eukaryota; Ciliophora; Oligohymenophorea; Peniculida; Parameciidae. The transcript has 6 exons. The record is from RefSeq and is a predicted model, not a curated record.